Molecule: messenger RNA, 696 nt
Organism: Cylicostephanus goldi
Lineage: Eukaryota; Metazoa; Nematoda; Chromadorea; Rhabditida; Strongylidae
Source: the annotation of a GenBank genome assembly
GACUUCUUCCGACAUCCCUCUUGCAAUUUAUUAGCGCAUCACGAACAUCGUUCUAUUCUACUUGCCGCUCAUGCGCAGUGGACAACAAAGGAAGCAGCAAAAUUACUGCGGGCAAUACAGUUCUUUGGCAAAAACGCUCACACUAUCAUGCUCGACUCGUCGAUAGCUGAACUAUGUGUGGCAGGACAAUGUACAACAGACAUAUCGGCAUGGUUCGCAUUCCAAGCUGCAGCUGGUGGUACCGAUCCGACGCCGGAGUACGAAGGCAUUCAAUCCCCAGGAUGGCUCCAAAGUGAAGCGAAAUUCAAUAUAUCCACAUAUCUUAGCCAGUCUGAUGGAGAUUUACCACAGUGGAAUCCGACAACUCAGCGUAUUCCAAUGGGACCGCUAUUUCCAAAGGCCAAAGAGGUACUUUUUGUGCAUUUCUACAUGGAUAAUCAUAACCUUAUUUUGUCCAAAAAGCAACCAAAUCUGAUCACAUUUCGCUGUACCGUUCCGCAAUUACGUCGUAUGCGUCGGCUAAGUGUCUACCAUGUACCAGCCACCAUGAUUUUCUCACCAGAACAUCUUCAAGUGUUUCGAUUAGCCAUCAUAGGUGGACGCUCAAAUGCGCUAGCUACUAUAAAACUACGUCCAUUCCGUGAAUGGCUUGAUGCUGACCAACUUGGCAACAAGCUCUGCGUACAGUUCUGCUGA